Messenger RNA from Gallus gallus (chicken), 5471 nucleotides. RefSeq names its product clarin 2 (gene CLRN2). The coding region runs from base 1114 to 1812 and encodes 232 amino acids. Lineage: Eukaryota; Metazoa; Chordata; Aves; Galliformes; Phasianidae. The record is from RefSeq and is a predicted model, not a curated record. The transcript is spliced from 3 exons.
GCCCCCGAGGGCUCGGGGGAGGUACCAACGCCUGCGUGCCCCGGCGGCGGGUUGUGUUAUUGCCUUCGGGGAACGUUGAGAUGGUUAAUUAAUUAAUUAAUUAGUGGCUCUAUAGGGUUUGAGUAGCAGUAACCGUAGAAGUCGGCCCGGCCGUGGCUGUGUGCAGGUGGGGCACGCAGAAUCACAGAAUCAUUACGGCCGGAAAAGACCUCUAAGAUCACCUCAGUCCAACCAUCAGCCCGUCAGCACCGUGCCCACUGACCGCGUCCCUCCGUCCCACAUCUCCACGUUUCUUCAACACCUCCAGGGUCAGUGACCCCUCCACCUCCCUGGGCAGCCUGUGCCAAUGCACCUCCAGGACAAUCGCUUUUUAAUUUCCAACCUGAACCUCCCGUGGUGCAACUUAAGGCCAUUCCCUCUCAUCCUACCACUGUUACCUGGGAGGAGACCUGUUACCUGCACACAGCUCCUUUCAGGGAGCUGUAGAGCAAUACGGUCUCCUCUGAACUUCCCCUUCUCCAGACGGAACAAUCCCAGCUCCCCCAGCUGCUCCUCAUAAGACCUGUGCUCUGCCACAUUAGCAGUGCUGUGAGCUCUGGCAGCAGUGACAUUUAGGCUGGCACAGUGUAAGCACCAGGAGGAGCACACAGCAGAGAGAGACGUCAGCAAAAUUCUGCUGCCGAUUUCCACGCUUGUAAUGCUUUGUAGCUAAUGAUGCUUUUAAUAAUCUUAAAUAAAUACAAUUCUACUCCUCAUUUUCUUCCCAUGUGGUUAUGGUAUAGAUCUCGGUGUCAUUUGAGCGAGACAAUUAAACCUCUGGUGAAACAUUAGCUUUGCAAUAGAUAUAGGAUUACCUUCAGCAGAAAGAAGCACCACGGCGCUGCAGGGUAACGAAGCCGAUGCUUGCAACCAUUUCAGGAUGUUGUCGCAGCAAGAUGUAUUUUUGGACUUGAUUUUUAACCAUACAGUUUAAUUUCUGGAGCUUCAAAAUACAAUGAAAUGUAUUUUGAAACACCUGCUGUUCAGUUGUGGAUUUCGGAGCAUCAGGAAAAAAUGAGAACGUGCCUAAUUGCUGCAGAGAGGCCUUGGAGAUGAGUCCCUGAGACCACUAGGAUGCCCGGCUGCUUUAAAAAGACUUUAUUUGCCUUGGCUUCUGUAAUAAGUUUUGCAUCUUUUAUCUUGAUUGUUGUCGCAAUGGGGACCCCGAAGUGGAUGACUGGGAAGAUCCUGUGCAAAACAGGGGCUGAAUUGGUCAAUGCCACAGACCCGGAGCUGGUCAAGUUCAUUGGAGAAAUUUACUAUGGACUCUUCCGAGGUGGCAAAAUACGUCAGUGUGGGCUGGGCGGGCGUCGCUCCAAAUUCUCAGUUUUCCCACAUAUGGUGAAGAAACUGAAUACAGGCCUACAUGUGAUGAUAAUAAUGUUCCUUUGUGUGGCCAUUUCCUUUUCUCUGGUCAGUUUUGGAUUCUGCAUUCUUAACGCAAUAAAAGUUCCCUACCGGGCUAUUAAGGGUCCAGCAGGAAUAUGCCUUUGGAAUUUCCUUGCAGGUGGAUUCGUAGCUCUUGCAGUCACCGGCUUUAUGGCUGCUGUGAAACUUCACCGCCUCACAGAAAGGAUCGCCAAUUUUCGGGAAAACGUCUUUCAGUUUGUUAUCUUAGAAGAACAGUUUGAGGAUUGUUUCUGGAUUUGCGUGGCAGGCGCCGCAGCACACGCAGUGAAUUUGCUGCUUAUAGCCAUUAGUUGUAUUAAUUUCCCUAAAAUUAAGACUAAAACAGAAGAGGCAAAUGUUACAGCCGAAGAUAUCAUGUACUAAUAAAUCUGCGUAAGAUUUCUUUGGUGAAGAGAAUUGUCAUGUUAGAAAUGGCUUCUUGGCUUUUCGGCUUCUGCCUUGGAUGGAGAACUUUGGUUUAGACAUGAGUAAAGAUGCCACGUGUGAAAUUCUGCAGUGUGUCUUAAGGUCAGUCUACAGCACCAGCAAUCAGCACACAUGGGAAAGCAGGAUGAACAAAUACUACAAAUAUCAUUUUCAAAAAUGGGCUGUAUGUGCAAUAUAUGCUGCUGGCAGUUCUGAGAAAAUUUACAUUUUAAAUACUUCAGAAAAAUAAGGUGAAAAAUAAUUUCACCUAAACCAAAUGUCGUUUUUUGUUUAGAAAGCAAAUACGUUCAUCAUAAACCUUUGAUAACAUAGGAUUGUUACAGAACAAAAAGACUGGGUGUUUGCCAGUCAGCUUCUCAGAAUUAUCUGGGAAUGUCUAAGAGAGCCAUCUAGGACAUGUCUGAUGAUGGUAAACUGCAUUGAAGAAGGAGACCUCACUACCUGUGGGGCUAAACUUAGAGGGAAGCACAGGCUACAGGUGUAUGAUAGUGUUUAAAAACAGAAAUUAUCAAACUCCACAAAGUAAAGAAGUGAGAAGAGUAAAGUUUAUGGGAUGCUGGUAGGCUGUGAAUAAAUGACUGGCUGCAUGACGAAGGUUUCAUUGCAAGUUCUGGAAGUAAAGCAAAUAGAAUCCAAGUAACAGUGCUUUUAAAUGAUCUGAAAAGUGUAGUGUUAGUGAUCUUCAACCUCCUGUCAAUUCCUGCUUCUGUCUGAAAUCAAGCAAAAUAAAUAUAUGAUGAAAGAGGACGAAAAUGAAUAAAAAUGGUUACAUGGAUGGAAGGUACCAGGAAGUGCCCUAGUUCUGACAGGCAUUUAAGCAGUUCUUGCACCACAAAUAGUUAAUAUUUCAGUGAAAAGAAUAUACCAUUAAACAUGUCCUUUUUUUGUUGUUGUUUGUUUCGUUUUUUGCUUUAAUUACUAUAGCGUAUAUAUAUUACUUUUUUAGCAAUAGGAACUACAGAUAACUUCUGAAUUUCUUUGAAUGAAUGAAAGAAGACAUUAUCUAAGUUAAUGUCAGUGAAUUAUUUUGUAGUCAGUUGCACUUUGUCAGACCAGCAGGUUGUGUGACUCCAUUCCUGUGACAAGUUCUUUGUAAAAGAUAGUAACAUCUGUAGGAUUCAAAGUGUUUUUAGAACAUCUCAAGAUAUUAAAAACAAAACAAAACAAAACAAAUUAUUUUUUUCACUUGAAAACAUCUCUUCACAAAAAUAGUGUUGUAAGGGUCAUUUUCAGAAGUGCCUAACACUGUGUUUUAUGUACCCAAAUAACUGGUUUUUAUCACCGAAUUGUGCAGAACACUCAGUAAAGCAAGUUACCAGAAUAAGCUGAUAUUUAACGUUUUUGCUGACUAAGCUGCUUAUGUAGAUAUUUAAAUGAGGAUAACUCAGCUUAAGUCAAUGAGUUUGACAUCUCUGACCCAGAUACUUAUUUUCCUCCCUCUUUGUACUCUAUUUACAUCUAAAGACCAAUGAAAACAGCUGUCUUACGAAGAAAAUUCUACUUCCAGUUGGUAUUCUUAUAAAAUACAUUUUGCUAUCAUACACAGCAGGCUGAAGCCACUGAAUGCUGCAGCAGUUUAUGUGCACACUCUGCAUGAGGUAAGAAAUUGAAACGAUUCAAUUCGUCUUCAGCACAUACUCGGCGUGACCAGCAGGCAUUUGGAAAGGCAAUAUCACAGUUUCAAAGGAGAUGUCAUAAGCCAAAGUCAAUCUAUGGUUGUACUGAGCAGUCUGUCUGUUACUGUGUGCUACACCAUCUCUGGUUUUGACCUUUGACUACAAGGUCAGCAGGAUUAUGAGUGGAGAACUUUGCGCACCUGCUGCUGCAACAGGCAUUAAUAAUCUCUUUUCUUCAGUGCAGUGUUAGCCACUCUUUUUUUGUUGUUGUUGUUUUUGUUUUUGUUUAGGAGCACAAUAAAUAAAUAAAUAAACAAAUAAUAUGGGGCGGUUUCAAAGUUUUGGUAAGUCCGAAGCACUACAAAAAAAGAUUCCUAAUUUAUACCACUUACCUCAGUGCUCUAAUUUCACUGGUGUUCUCAUCCAGACUCUACACUGAGUCACAAGGGCAGGAGGAUGGUGCCAUACCCUGUCCAUGGGGAGGCAGCAGGUCAACCCCUUCUGUGACGGUGCCUGUAGUGCUAACAGCACAGUGCUUCUAUGGUACCACCACCUUCCCUGCCCAGAAAAUUCAGAGUGGCUCUGAAAUGCAAGACCUUAAACUGACAGAUAACCACGCAAACAGAAAAUGAAAUGCUUGUCAUCUGUAAAUGUUCUGUGUGCAUAUAAUUUAGAAGUAGUUGUACAAAAAUAGUUAUAUUGUAAGAUAUAACUUAGCCUCCACUAAAUGCAGUUCUCUCUAGGAAGUGAAAAGGAAGCAGAUUAAGGGGUGCACUAUGCUGAAAGAUAACUUUGGCAGUGCUUUUCAGUAGUAUUAGUGUGUAUGUAUUCCAAAACAUUUUUCUUACUGCCAGUGAAAUGUGUAAUGCCCCCAAGGCUUCCUCAACAAUGAUCAUUUAAACUGUUACUGAAUAAGAGCUGUGGGACUACUUACUCGGGUAAUGGCAAGACUGCUGGACUGCUGAACUGGAUUCCUUGGCAGGUUGCAGCAGCUCUGAAAGAACCAUUAGAGAGCACUGUGUGAGUAAAGGACAGCUGUGCUGACCAGCUUUUGAAUCUUGUUUUGAAUCUACUCAACAGUGGAGCACACUCUGCAGUAAUGGUCCAAAAGAUGUCUGAUGCCAGAUCUGUGAAACAUUUCUGAAUCUUACUGUGGGAUGUUGUAGCUUCCUGAGCUCAAUGAUGAAAUAGCAUUACCAUCCAAUUACUGCUUGUGAGAAAACAGUAUUUUCAGUUCUCUUUAGAGCAAACAGAAGUAUUUGCAUGAAUCAAACUGAAUUGAACAUAUAUAAGGCUAAAUUAAUGUUUCAGCUGCUCAGGUUGUCACAGUUAAGCACAGCUGAGAUACACUGAUGGGAAAAUACAUAGAAUGUUUACCCUUCUGUUCCCUGUUGGAAAAAAAAAAAAGGUUAAAUACAACCACACGUAGUUAAGCUGUAUAAUUACAAAGCAAUCCCUAAGGUUAGCGAUGGCCAACACUACCAUUUAGGCCUUUUCAGCUGUCCCUUUUACAUCCUAAAACACUUUCAGAAAAUCUGGAACUUGAUAUAUAAAGAGUGAUUUACAUCAGUUACACAUUUUAGCUAUGCUUCACAUAGAGAUGCGUGCUCGACAUGUGGAAAUGAAGGCUUCUUUUGGGGGACUUUUUAUUCUGGAAGAUUUGAAGCCCCAAAUGGGUAGAUUUAUGAGGUAUCUGCCAUUUGUGAAGUGUUUGUCCAGAACUUCAAAGAGAUUACACGUCAAAUCCUAUUCUUCCAUAGAAUUAAAGACUACUUCAAAUGCUGUGAAAACAGUCAUUCAUAUCCCUGCAGAGUAUGGAGAUGCUCCGUGAAGGAGGUAGGGAAGCUAAGGGGCCAUUCCUCAAAGAACGAAGAAACUAUUAUUUGUAUAUAAGAACCUCUCCAAAAUAAACAAAGAUAAGAACUAACCACUGCUUUGAUUCUGUAUUAAUGUUAUGAUUUAACAUUAAAAAUGGAUGCA